This is a messenger RNA of Chaetura pelagica (chimney swift), 1209 nucleotides long. It is a transcript of the gene PDIA2, whose product is annotated as protein disulfide isomerase family A, member 2. Gene Ontology annotation, cellular component: endoplasmic reticulum. NCBI's taxonomy places the organism in Eukaryota, Metazoa, Chordata, Aves, Apodiformes, Apodidae. Gene Ontology annotation, biological process: response to endoplasmic reticulum stress; protein folding. Bases 1 to 1209 code for a protein of 402 amino acids. The transcript is spliced from 11 exons. The record is from RefSeq and is a predicted model, not a curated record.
AUGCGGGGCUGUGGGGCCCGGCUGGUUUGGCUGCUGGUGCUGGCACUGGAAGAGAAGGAGGAUGAGGUGGUCUCGGAUGAGCUCAAGGAGGAGGACGGCGUCCUGGUGCUUCAUCAGCACAACUUUGCCCGUGCCCUGACUGAGCACCAGCUGCUGCUGGUGGAGUUCUACGCGCCCUGGUGCGGGCACUGCCAGCGCCUGGCCCCUGCCUUUGCCCAGGCAGCCACCACCCCGGCGUGGAUGGCAAAGGUGGAUGCCACGGCGCAGGUGGCCCUGGCCAACGAGUUCAGCAUCACCUCCUACCCCACGCUCAAGCUCUUCCGUGGUGGCAACCGCACCCACCCCAUCGCCUACACCGGGCCCGGGCCCCCCCGGCUGCCCCCCGUCCACAGCCUGAAGCUGGUGAUGGAGUUCAGCUCUGAGACUUCCAAUGACAUCUUCAGUGCCAAGAUCCCCCACCACAUGCUGCUCUUCCUCAACAAGUCGUCGCCGGCGCAGCUGGGGCUGCAGGACGGAUUCCAGGCGGCUGCCCCUGCCUUUCGGGGCCAGGUGCUCUUCGUGGUGGUGGACGUGGCUGGGUGUGGGGCUGAAGUCCUGUCCUUCUUUGGCAUGACGGCUGCUGAUGCCCCCACCCUGCGCCUGGUCAGGAUGGAGAACAACCGCAAGUACCGGAUGGAGCAGGACACCUUCUCGGACACGGCCAUCCGGGCCUUCAUCCAGGAGGUGCUGGAUGGCAAGGUGAAGCCACACCUGCUGAGUGCAGAGCCCCCAGAGGGCUGGGACACACGGCCUGUUAAAGUCCUGGUGGGGAAGACCUUCGAGCAGGUGGCGUUUGACGAGACCAAGAACUGCUUUGUCAAAUUCUACGCGCCGUGGUGCUCCCACUGCCAGGCCAUGGCAGCUGCCUGGGAGGAGCUGGGAGAGCGGUACAAGAACCACGAGGACAUUGUCAUUGCUGAGAUGGACUCCACAGCCAACGAGCUGGAGAACAUCACCAUCCAUGGCUUCCCCACCCUGCACUACUUCCCCGCAGGGCCAGGCAGGAAGAUGAUUGAGUAUAAGAGUGCCCGAGAUGUGGAGACCUUCUCCAAGUUCUUGGAAAAUGGGGGGACGCUGCCUGAGGAGCCUUCUGUGGUGCCCAAGGCCCCCGGGAACAGCACGGGCAGGGAGGAGCCGCUGGGAACAGCUGAAACCCGGGAGGAGCUGUGA